This is a messenger RNA of Cladocopium goreaui, 2646 nucleotides long. The record is from the annotation of a GenBank genome assembly. Lineage: Eukaryota; Dinophyceae; Suessiales; Symbiodiniaceae.
AUGGCGGCUCCUGCUGAGUUGGGAAGCUUGUUUCGAGAAAUAGUUCAAGAAUGGCAAGGUGAACAUGGGAAGGCACCCUCGCCAAAGGAAUUUGCAGAGGUGACAGGCUUGACCGUGGGAGAAGCCAAAGACGUAUUGGCUGAGAUCGCGGAGGAGAUGCCAGCACCUCCCAAGAAACCAAGGCGUGCAGCUUCGAAAGUGAAGAGACCUGCGGCCGCUAUUGACUCUAUUCGUACAGUUGGCAAUGGUGGCUGGGAGUCGGACAUGGAGCCAGAUCUUCCUGACACUCUGCCCGAUGAGGUUCAGGAGGUUCCGCCUGACAACCAGCUGGGGGAGCUUCCUGACCCAGAGGAAGGAGGCCAUGAAGAUGAGGUGCCUGCAGCUGAUGAGAUGGAGACGCAGGCUGCAGGUGAGUUGGAAACUCCCAGCAGGAAGGCUCAAGAGAAUGAGACUGCCCUUGCUGCUGUUCCGACGUCGGGCCUGUUCCGUGGAGAAACCAAGAGGUCCAUUGCGACCUUGCUUGAGGGUCAAGACCUGCUGCGUGGCAAGUCGAGUCAUGAAGAAAAAGAGGAUGCAGAAGAACACCGGAGCGAUGCUCCAGGGACGUCCCAGGUUGCUGAGAUCAACUCCAAGACCUGCAAGCGACAGUGGAACUUGCUGGGACGUGUCGCAAAUGGACCCAGAGCUGCGCAGUUCCCACAGCUGGCUGAAAUGUUUCGUGGUGACAACAACUCCAAACUGAAAGCCUUGAAGCUUUACAUGGAUGCGAAUGAAGAUUUGGGACAGUGCGAGAGCCAAAUCACUGUCCAAAAGACCCACAUGGAAACGUUCAACCACAAGCGUAAGUGGUUGACAAUCAAGCAGAUGAAGGAGGCAGGGUUCAGUGAGACUUUUGGCUGCAACUUUGUCCUUUACUGUUUUGCCAAGCUGCAAUGCUUGCACAUCCUCUGCUUUGACUCCUACGCCCCGUUGGAUGAUGAGAGCACCCGCUACAGGGCAAGUUUGGAAAUGGAGGAAGACGAAAAAUUCCAGAACAAGACUUCGCUGACCACAAAAGGUGUUGUCUCCAAUGCGGAUGCCUUUAGUGUCUUUCGCCAGGGUAACCCACAGGCAGCUGCCACUGUGAUGAGUGCUGACCCCAUGGCUUUGGUGCGGCAACAGCUGGCCUUGCAAGCCCCAGCGGCCCCAGCUGCACCCCCUGCUGCGGCACCAGCUCGCGGUGGUGCAGGCAAGGCUAAGCCGAAGCCAAAAGCGAAGGCUCAAGCAAUUUCACCGUUGUCUGAAGUCGCGCUGGCGGGCAAGACAGUCCAAGACAAGACGGUACUCGUACGUGAUGCCAUCAGCUGGACUCUGUGCAUGAUCAUUCUUUCAAGCAACGAAGUCAAAAAAGAGCUCAAUGCCCUGCAAAGCCUCAAGCUUGACUGCGGAGAUCACAGCAGUCUGCAUGAGGGAAAAGAUGCCAUGACAAAGCACAUCGCAAGCCUCACUGCCCACUUCAGCAGGAUCCAGCAGGUCACUGAGGAAGCAGACUUUGCGCUCACAUUGAAGAAGAUCCAAGCUGUGGCUGAGAGUCGCUUUGAACGAGCCAAAGUUGGAGCCAUGCUCAAAGAGCUGCGCAAGUUUGCUUCCCAGUUGCAUCUUUUGCCUCCUUUUGGCUAUCCACGUCUAGAUAUCCUAGGGGAUAUGCUUGAGUUCGACACGGUGUCUGGUACAGGCAUCUCUGCUCUGCGGAGAAAGUUAGACGAAAGGCCAGGCACCGAUAAGGAUGACAGAAUGUACCAAUCGCUGGUGAAAGCAGAUUUGGCUGUCAAGGAUGUCAUCUCACACAUUGAGCUGCCCAUGAUGACAGAUGAGGGAGUCCGGUUUUUGUCUUGGCCCAUCCUUUUGCCACACCGUUUAGCAACGCAACUGCUGUUGAAUGGCUACAGAGAGCACCUUGGAUCUGCCGAUCAGCAGUAUUGGGAUAUCAUGGCCGAAAAAUUUGGUGUCGAAAAGCCACCGGCUACAGAUGCCAUAGGUUUGCAACUGUGGGGGGAUGAAGGCCAAAUCUUUGAAAAUGAGCAAAUGAUGGCAUUCCAGUGGAGCUCUGAGCAGUCCCCUUGGUGGCAAGAUGCCAAGAGAUCCAGGUUCUUAAUUUGUCUUGUGCCUGUCUCAAAGUAUGUCAUCCGCAAUAAAGUCAAUCUGACUUUACAGGCGGUAGUGAAAGAACUUGUGCGGUCCCUCAAUUGGUGGCGUGAAAACCCCAUUGAAGCCUUGUGCGCGCAGGUCACCAACGUGAAAGGCGAUUGGAAGUACAUAGGUCAACUUCUGAAUUUGCGCAGAAAACCUGACUCCAACUCUGUUUGCUUUCUGUGUGAAGGAACAAAAAAUUUGGAUGUUCCUAUCACUGAUCUUAGUCCAGAAGCUGCAUGGCGGCGGCUUGUUCCCACUCCACCUUGGCACCGAGAGCCUGAAAUUUUGCAGCUGAAACAGUUCAACAUGGCUUUAGUGGGGCUCGACAUUAUGCACAUCUUCUACUUGGGGUGUGGUCGAGACCUUGUGGCCUCGGUGCUGGUCAUUUUGCUUCGCAUGGGCAAAUUCGCUGGGUCGAACGCCGGGAGCCUACGUCCGGUCACUGCACUUGAUCGUGUUUCCUGCAUGUUCUAA